GGUAAAUAACGUAGACUCUGCCGGGUAACAUUUUCUCGGUAUACAAACACAAUUUUGUAACAUUAAUUUCACAUGGAGUUCUGUUAAACAAAUUAGUUCAUCCUGAAACCCUCCAAAACCCCUCUAGAAAAUUCUUUUCUUCACAAGAUAAUUUCUAAAAUGGAGGAAAUUUCAACAGUAGUUUUGGUCAUUGGAGCUGGCCCGGCCGGUCUAGCGACAUCUGCAUGCCUAAAUGAACGAGGAAUCAACAACAUUGUUCUCGAAAGAGAAGAUUGUUGCGCUUCCUUGUGGAAGAAACGCGCUUACGACCGCCUCAAACUUCAUUUGGCUAAGGAAUUUUGCCAGCUCCCUCACUUGCCGUUCCCUCCUCGUACACGAACUUUCGUGAAAAGGAAUAAUUUCAUUGGCUACUUGGAUAAUUACGCGAAAACUUUUCGCGUAAAUCCUUCCUAUUACAGGAUUGUUAGGUCUGCGUCUUUCGACUCGAAAAGGAAGAAAUGGAUUGUUAGGGCACAAAAUACUGACAAUGGGUCGAAAGAAAUCUACUCGGCUCGAUUCCUUGUUGUUGCGACUGGAGAGAAUAGUGAAGGGAUUGUUCCGAAAAUCCCUGGAGUUGAUAGUUUCCCUGGGGUGUCCAUGCAUUCUAGCCAUUACCAAAAUGGCAGAGAUUUUGCGAACAAAAAAGUUUUGGUUGUUGGUUCUGGGAAUUCCGGCAUGGAAAUUGCUUAUGAUUUGUCGGAUUCCGGUGCUACCACCUCAAUUACUGUUCGCAAACCGGUCCAUGUUCUAUCAAAAGAAAUGGUAUUCAUAGGAAUGAAAUUGUUGAAGCACCUGCCAGUAAAUCUAGUCGACAAAGCUGUAGUUCGACUAAGCAAAUUACGUCAUGGAAAUCUUGCGAAAUAUGGACUUGAAAGGCCAAAACUUGGACCUUUUCUUAUGAAAUUUUUGACCGGACGAUCUCCGGUCAUUGAUGUGGGGACGAUCAAAAAAAUUAAAAAGGGCGACAUUAAGGUUGUACGAGCUGGAAUAAAAGAGAUUGAUGGAUUUAGCGUAAAAUUUACUAACGGCGUGAGGGAAGAUUUCGACGCCAUCGUUUUUGCUACUGGCUAUAAAAGUACGGUUGGGAGAUGGUUGAAGGAUGAUUCAAGACUGUUCAAUGAAGAUGGGAUGCCUGGGAAAAAGAAACCUAAUCAUUGGAAGGGAGAAGAUGGUCUUUAUUGUGCUGGUUUUGGAAGAUUGGGUCUUUUUGGAAUCUCCAAUGAUGCUAUGAUCAUAGCCUCAAAUAUUAAUUCCAUUUUGAGGAAUGAGAGAACCGAUGCUCCAUCAAAGGGAAAAUUAAAUUAAACGUAGAG
Molecule: messenger RNA, 1352 nt
Organism: Oldenlandia corymbosa var. corymbosa
Lineage: Eukaryota; Viridiplantae; Streptophyta; Magnoliopsida; Gentianales; Rubiaceae
Source: the annotation of a GenBank genome assembly